Cololabis saira (Pacific saury) is the source of this 7497-nucleotide messenger RNA. RefSeq names its product ataxin 1-like (gene atxn1l). The record is from RefSeq and is a predicted model, not a curated record. Gene Ontology annotation, biological process: regulation of DNA-templated transcription; anatomical structure development. Bases 241 to 2739 code for a protein of 832 amino acids. NCBI's taxonomy places the organism in Eukaryota, Metazoa, Chordata, Actinopteri, Beloniformes, Belonidae. Gene Ontology annotation, molecular function: protein binding; RNA binding. The transcript has 3 exons. Gene Ontology annotation, cellular component: nucleus.
GCCGGCCUUGCAGAUGGGUUUGACUCGCUAGUGCAGCCACUAGCAUUGAUUUCUGCCUCUCUCCCUCCGCACGACACGUUUCCAGGAGGAAAACGCCCGUCCGCGAUGACAGUAGUGGGUGGACUGGCAGACAAAGUCAGCCAGCUAAUUUCAGAACCGGUUCCUGUGCAGGCCGACUGGCUUGCAAGUUUCAGUUCCUGCACAGCACAGUAGAGCGGCUCGCUCGGUCAGAGGAUUGCAAUGAAACCGGCUCAGGAGCGCAACCAGGAGUGGCUGCCUCCUAAGAAGAGGGACCUCCCAAUUAGCAACAGCAGUGGAUCUGGGGGGGCAGGGGGAGGUGGGGUCGCGGGAGGUGGCCGCCCUGCUAGCAGGGGUGUUGUUGGAGAAGAUGAAGCGGUUUCCAUCCAGAAUUCUGUAGCCAACAGCGACACUCAGGGAGGGACCCAAGGAGAGUGGAUGCAAGCUCAAGCAGGUGUUCAUUAUGGGGCGGAUAAUUCAGAGAGCAUAUCUGCCGUGCCCGUCGACCACUAUAGUAUGCUUUACAAAGUAGCUGUUCCAUCUGUUACUUACUCACCUACCAGUCUUCACCCAGUGUUAAGCCACAUUUCUCCAGCUUAUACCGUACACUCUCCUCUUCUGCAGCAUCCAGGCAUCCCCUACCCUCCUCUCGGUUAUGCACAGAUCCCUCAUUCACCUCUCCAGUUUGUUAGCUCCCCUUAUGCUGCAGUACCUUACGCUCUACCCCCUGGCAUUGUCCCAGGAUCAUUGAUCUCUCCCUCAGGCGCCAUACCUCAGCCCCAUGCUGUAUCCCACCUGGUUCCUUACCCAUCUGUCAUACAGGAAGGUGUUGUUUCCCCACCCCCCCAAGCUCAGGUAGCUGCUCAUACCUUUGCCAAAGUCGCAGCGUCUGGUGGUGUCCCACUGAUACUAUCUUCAGAGCAAGCUGCCCAGCAGCACCUCGGUACUGUUGGAGUCGUACCAGCAACAGAGUUCAGCUCCAGAGGAAUGCCUGUUUUCUACCACCCUCAGGGCGGCAGGGAUGCCUCUGCCCCCAGAGACUACCAGAGCUCCCAGCAGGAGAACGAAGCCGAGUUGAACGGAGGAGAUAAAGAGCAGGGCGUUAGAGAGGGCAUACCAGACUCUGCCUACUCGGCCAGAAAAGCACAUCUGCAGCAGGUAGCGUCCAGCUCUGCGGCACAAGAGCACAGCCAAGAGAGAGUCCUGCAGAACCGACGGCUGGAAGGCAGAAGCUCACCUGGUCAGCGCAGCACUCCUGACAGCGAUCUGGAGGUGCAGCAAGUGGUUGGCCGUUUAGCUCCUUUAAGCCAAGGAGGUAGUGGAGUGCGUAAAGAGGUCUCGUUUGCUCCCUUGAAUCUCUGUCAGGGUGGCCAGAGAUCCAGAGAUGUUCACGGAGAGAGCAAAGGAGCAGCUUCUAGCAGGACGGUGUUUGGAUCUCAGCCAUCAAUUUACAAUGAUCAUAAAGUGGCUGGUCUCCAGCUACCCGCCGGACAACCAGCCCAGCUCAUGCUCGCCAACGGGCAACCAGUUCUUAUUCCCCUUGACUAUCACCCGCAGCAUCAGCCACAACCACUGCAGCAACACUAUCAAGGGCAGAUUGCCAGCGCCUUGGCCAGCCAUGCUUCUGUCACCAUGGCCUCCCCUGACCUUAGCUUUAAAGCUUCUGAUUCUACAGCCAGAGUGUGCCUCCCCGAAAAGACGGAGCUGAUCGCAGCCCCGCAACAUCAGGCUCUCUUACAGCCAUUAGUCCAACCUACGACAGAUCUGACUCAGUCCGUAGCGUCAAGCCUCACUCCCGCCCCGACUCCCAGCAACGCGUCACACUUCAUGAAGGGUGCUAUUAUUCAGCUGGCCACCGGGGAGCUGAAGCGCGUGGAAGACCUGCAAACUCAGGAUUUUGUGCGAAGUGCCGAGGUGAGCGGGGGGCUUAAGAUCGACUCGAGCUUGGUGAUGGACAUCCGUCCCAGCCAGCAGAGGCCAGGCCUUGUGUCGCUUCAUUUUACCGUGGGGGAGCAGCAGAGCAAAGUGACAAUCGACGUACCUCCCGAGCACCCUUUUUUUGUAUUUGGCCAGGGAUGGUCAUCUUGCAGCCCUGAACGUACAGUCCAGCUCUACGGCUUGACUUGUCAUCAUCUACAGGUCGGGGACAUGUGUGUGUCCAUUACUCUGCAGCAGCAGCAGCUUCAGUCUCAGCAGCAAAAACAACCACAGAAACAUCAAUCGCAGCAGCAGCAGCAGCAGCAGAAUUUUUCCAGGACUUUCAGCAAAACCAGUGCUACAUCAGGACCUGGUCACCAGCUCAUGGGGCCCCCCGCCCCUCAGCAGUCACGACCUCAGUCUCAUUUCAGGACUGACCGCGUCCACAGGCAGAGGGACGGUGAGAAAGAUGUGGUGGACGAGGAAGAAGUUACACAUUUGGGUGUUGGACACAUGGACGCAGCGGUCAGAACAAGUAGGACCUCUGCAGAGCAUCCAAGAAGUCGGAGCAGUUAUCACUUGCACACAGAGGGCUCUGCUUUUGCAGAAGCAGGCGUGGCCACAAUGCAAGCUUCACUUGGUUCCUCUCAGAGACGCUGGUCUUCACCCGGCCUCCAAAGAUACGGUAUGAAAGGAGAUGAAGUGCCACGUCCUCAGAUAAUCAACUCUGGCCACACAAGGCCUUCUUUUAUCACCCAGGAGGUCAAACUGUCCAUAGAGGGGCGCUCUAAUGCAGGGAAGUAGCUUAAAAUCUGGUAGCAGAUAUAGGAGAGACUGCCACGAGUAAGACUGAGUCUGACAAGGAGAGAAAGAGGGGGAAAAAAAGAGUGUGAAUGUAGCCUCAGAAUGUUUGAGAUUUUGCACACCUAAAAAUAUACAAAAACAAAUCUUUAUCUGUUCUGGUGAGGAAUUCUGGUUCGGUUGCAACUUGGCCAAAGAACACACACCUUUGGUUUUCCCAGCCUGCUGAGGUCUAACAGGGACAUGAAAUGCUGAGAAGAAAGUGCGUAGCCGAUAAAAUGCCUGUCAUUGUUCUUGCAUACUGCUUUUCUCUUCCUCCCUCCCCCUUUGUCUCCACUUGCUCAUACCCACACCGGGAGGUUACCAUCACAUACACGACGCUUUAGCUUCACUUCUUGACCACAGACUACUAAAGUGUGUGUAGCAGCAUAGUAAAGCCACCACUUCUGAUCUAAAAAAAGAAACUCAGUGUCAUCGAUCUUGUUUCUGUAGCUCCCAGGAUUCUCUCUCCAUCUAAAGUAUUCACCCACAAAAGAUUGGGACAUCACAGCUCCUGUGAUGAUGAUGUCACUAUUGACGCCAACUGUCCAUGUUAAUGUUACAUUGUGCUUCUCCAGCAGGAGUUAAAACCUCUGCUGUCAGCAGAGACGCUUUCUUCCCCCGUUCCUUGUCAGUAUGCCAGUUUGUGAAGAUGGGGCUCCUCUCUCAGGCCAAGUGUGACAUUUCCCACUUGUCUUACAAUCAAAAAAACAAUCAUUUCGUUCAGGAAUCCAUUUCCUCUUCCCUGAUUUAUGAUGAGGGCCAUAUUACAUGUAUUUGCAUAAAUGUCAGAAAUUGUUCUCCCCAAUAAGAGUCACCUUGCAUUCCAGUGUCAUCGGUGAGAAUAGCUAUCAUCUAGAGUUUCCUUUCAUCCCUCCCCAUCCUCCUCUUCGUAACUUUACCUCAGCACUUUCCCAACCAGACUGGUGAACCUCAGUGCAAUUUGAAACAGUGUAAUUAAUGCAGGAAGCACUGGCUGGUUAUCACCAAAGCCACCUGUGGGAAUGAAGCCGACAUUAACCCCCCCCCAACCUAGACCUCAGUCUAGUGGUUUGCCUUGAAUGAAAGCUGUGUAUGCGAUUGAAGAAGUGAUGAGGUGACUCUUUGUGCUGAACUUGAGUUAGUCUUUUCUCAGUUACCAAUUGAAAGCAAUAGUUCUUUUCAAAGCACUGCCCUUCCCCAGGAAUUUCAUCGUGUAUCUGAGGUGAAAGAUCACACUCUCCUCUGACUCGAUGUUAAAAGAUGAUGCACUAUGUUAGCCUUCCUUUUUAUUCAUUCACUUCUAGUUCCACAAAAGCAAAGCAUGGCUUUAGCAAAUUUCUCAAGAAAUCACUGAUGAUCUUUUUUUUAUUUAUCUUUUUAUUUUGUCCUCCAUCUCAUUGAUGAUAAUUGAUUAUUGUCAUUAGGAAUUUUACUCAAGUGCAUCUCAAAGAGAAGCCUGACUCGAAGUUCUGGUCGGUUUAUUUUCUUUAUAUUUGUUUAAAGUGUGUGCUCCUUUCUGCUUGUAUUAAGGGUAUCCUUUGUCCAGUUGAUCUGAAGAUUGUCUUGUAUUGCACAGAUGGCACUCAUUGAUUUCACACUGACUUUGAAAUAGGAAUCACAGUACAUUAGAUGUUUAGUUUUUUUUCUAUUUUAUUUUAUGAAGGGAACAUGUUCGAAGUAGAUUCAUUGGUGUUUUGUGGGAAGAGGUUUGAAAAAAAAACUGACUUGUUUUACUGUUUACAAACUAUCCAAGAUGAAUGCUGCAGUUUCUUCCUUCUGACAUAUUUUUAUCUUGGAGGGGAAAAAAAAGGUUGAAAUUUGAAAAUAAGUGCAAUUAGAUCAUAUUUAAAGGUUUAUAAUUAGAGAACAUUCCUCAUGCAGACAUUCCCAUCAGAAAGUGCAUAUAACACAAGUUUUCUUUCUUUGUGGCCAUUGAUCUAUGGGCUACCUCUGGCAAAAGCCAAUGACUCCUAAAGACAAAUAAUACACCAGUUAUCUUUGCGUAUGAUGUGGUUGUCAUUAUAAGAAACAUGGGUGCACAUUUUCCUUUGUUCUGAUGUAAAUUGUUAACAGUUAUGGCACACACCCCACCAGCCAUCAGCCACUGUAAUCAUUCCUUAGUCCAGAAAGGCUGUCUGAAACUUCCUUCCUGAUGCUACCGCUGUGUAAAAGAUGAAGGGGAGUCUGUGCAAAUCUAGUGUGUUUAGCUGAAGUAUAUCAUAUAGUCCACUCUUGUGCAGUUAGGCAAGAAAAAAAGCUCAACCAGGGAAUUUUAUGCCAAAAUAACCACCUUGGAGGAACGAUCUCCUAGCAGUGAAGGCUUGUGCUGGAUCCAGCUGACUUUUAAAAUUAAUUUCAGAAGAGUAAAAUGUGGAUCUUGCUCCAUAUCCCACAAUCCAACCAGUUACGGCUUUAACUUUGAUAAGUCUACAGAAGGCAUAUUCAUCAACAUUUUUCGACAAACUAAAAAUGCAUGAUGGCCAUGUCAGUAAUUUACUCUGAAAGCAGUGGAUGUAAUCUCCCUCAGAUCUUUUGAUUUCAUGGUUGGUUGUUUCUUCAAAAAGAGGAAGGGUGUGUUUUUUGUGGACAGCUUUGAGUUGUUCCAGUCUAUUCUUAAAUGUGUAGGUUACCUGAAUCUGGAAGGUGUCUUUAUUCUGCCAGUGUGGACAAGAGGAAUGAAUGCAGCAUUAACUCCUUCAGUGUCAUGUAGAGAUGUUCUGUUUUGGUUCUUUUGUUUUCUUACUACGUUUAAUUUUUUUUUUACCAUCAGGUGUUCGCUGCAUUUCUUUUAAUGCCACAACGCAACCUGCAUCAAAAUGAAAACAUUUCAUGUAGUCUUGGCAUUUUCUAUGCAGUAAUCUCAGUACUGUUCCUCUCGUCUUAAGUAUGGCUCUGAAGCGUCGCUGCAGAUCGGUCAGUGCGCUCAUUUUAUACUGAUGUCUGCUUUUAGGAGUUUUACUUUUAAAUUGCCCUUUUUACAUAGAACUUCAAAGUACUGUGUUGUUUGCCACUUGCUGUUUGAAUGCUCAGUGAUCCUCAUCUUUCGACGGUCCGCUUAACCUUGAUGCCACACAGUCGAUACCAAAUCAGUCACUCAAACUUUCAUGUGUUGAACCAAUGUUAGUUUGGCCCGAUUUACCAGCCACUUUAAUUUUGUAUUUUAGGUCAAAAUGUAUUUAAUGGGAUUUACAUGGUGCAAGCAGUGCCACCUGUGACUUUACCUCCUGUUUAUUCUCACAGCAAGACCAUCCUGUGCUACUAUGAGCCUUUUUUUUUUUUUUUGCUUUUUGCUCUGAGAGGUGUGUCGUGUUUAGCAGAAAAGUCUACUUAAACAAAGAUGUCUAAUGAAUUUUAUCCACAUCACUGAUGGUCUGUUAUUGUGAUUGCACUAAAUGUCCUUCCUCACAGUGUUUUUAAAAUGAAAACUGUUGGUAAAUUGAAGAGUUUCAAAUGUAAAGAACACAAAAUCAUGGACAAAUCCCAGGUUUUGUGCAUCUGUAGAUAUAAUUUUUGUGUGUGUGUGUGUAAAUAGCUCUGAAGAUGCUUGUCCAUAAUGCCUUAAAUUCUGCUUCGUACAAUUUAUGAAACAGAAAUAAUAGAGUAACAUUUCUGGUAGAUUUGGUGUUCCUUUUCAGGUUUUACAGGAGCAAAUGAGAAUCUUAUCAACACGAUUUCACUCACGUAAUUCUAAUGGCUCCACAAUUAAGUCUGAAAUUUUUGCUUGUUUAUCAUUAAUCAGUUUUCCUUUCAGUUAAAAAGUUUGAUUUCUUUAUACUCAAGCUUAACAUUUAAUUUGCAGUUUUUAACUGUAUGGAAAUGAAAAAUCUAAACUUUUCUUAGCACUUUUCCUAGAAGAACGAUUCCAAGGCUGUCCAUUGUGGAGGGUUACCUGUUUACUCCACUCAUUCAUAAGUAGACGUGCAGGUCAGAUUACUUUUUUUUUUCUUUGUUUUUUUAAAAAUCUUUACUUAAUGGAUUUGUAUCGGUGUCUUGUGCUCUGUCCCAAAGUCUCUUGACAACAGAAGGUGAAUUUAAAUUAGCAAAAGGCUGCACAAAUUGGAUAGCUUUCCAUUAGUGAUCAUGUGACGGUUUAUUAUAUCAGGUGAUGUUUUUUAUGAGCUGCGUACUGUCAAUCCAGGAUUGAAUAGCAGAGGUGAAUUUAAGACGGUUUUUGUGUUGCUAUUGUUGACUUAAAUCAGGAGAGUGCGAACGGUUAAAAGUUUUAAAGAAAUCUGCGUAUUUUCAGAUUUGACACUUUUUUUUUCUCCUGCACAAAUUGCUUUCAUAUGUGACGUAACUCCUGAAAACAAAACAGCAUGGUUUUUUUUUAUUUCUUUUAAUGCCUAAAUCUGCAAAAUAUAUGCAAUUAUAUAAAUGUAACAUUCAAUCCUCAAGUAUAAUCCAGGUUGUAUGAACUUUGUAUAGUGAGUUUUAAUAUCGUAUGGCCGUACCAAUAUGUAUUGAUCUCUAUCAGAAGCCUUAGAGUUGUCAACCCAAAGUGCUCCCUUAGAAUGCCCCACACCUACCUGACUUUAACAAAGCAUUAAUAUCUCUAUUUUGUUGAAUUUUUAUUUGUACCCUUUUUGAAUAAAAUAGAUUUGUACUGUAUAUUUGUACCUCUCUGUGAACUACUUAGAGCAGUUUUUUUUGUUCUUUUUGUUUUUUUUUGUUUUUCCGUUUUUAAUUUUAUGUACUUUAAGGACACAAAGAUAUUGUAUUUUUAUUGUUACAGCUAACUUG